Molecule: messenger RNA, 1068 nt
Organism: Thlaspi arvense
Lineage: Eukaryota; Viridiplantae; Streptophyta; Magnoliopsida; Brassicales; Brassicaceae
Source: the annotation of a GenBank genome assembly
AUGGCCGAUAAUCGUUUCAGACUCUACUCAGCCUCUGUUAUCUUGCUUUUAGGGAUUAUUAGUUCAUCAUUCAACUUGCAGGGUAUUGCAGCAGAAAAUCUUUCCAACCAGAAACUGACCUCACGGAUUCUUCAGAAUGAGAUUGUGAAGAAAGUCAAUGAGAAUCCAGACGCUGGGUGGAAAGCUGCUUAUAAUGAUCGAUUUGCUAACGCCACCGUUGCAGAAUUCAAGCGCCUCAUGGGUGCUAAACUAACACCAAAGAAAGAAUACUUGGGUGUGCCUGUUGUAAGCCAUGACAGAUCUCUAAAGCUUCCAAAAGAAUUUGAUGCUAGAACCGCUUGGUCACAGUGCACCAGUAUUGCAAGGAUCUUAGGUCAGUUUUUAAUCUCUCUGCUUCUACUAUCUCUGGUCACUGUGGCUCUUGCUGGGCAUUUGAAUAUUUCUUUAUCUGUCAAUGAUCUCUUAGCAUGUUGUGGAUUCCUUUGCGGUCAAGGUUGUAACGGUGGAUACCCAAUUUCUGCCUGGCGCUACUUUAAGCACCACGGUGUAGUAACCGAAGAGUGUGAUCCGUACUUUGACCAAACGGGUUGCUCUCACCCGGGAUGUGAACCCGCAUACCCUACACCAAAAUGUGUGAGGAAAUGUGUUAGCGGAAACCAACUUUGGCGUGAGUCAAAGCACUUCGGUGUUAGCGCAUACAAAAUCAAAUCUGACCCUCAUGACAUUAUGGCAGAGGUUUACAAGAACGGACCUGUCGAGGUGGCCUUUACCGUUUACGAGGACUUUGCGCAUUACAAAUCAGGAGUGUACAAACACAUAACAGGCGAUAACAUUGGAGGUCAUGCUGUUAAGCUUAUUGGUUGGGGAACUUCUGAUGACGGUGAAGAUUAUUGGUUGCUUGCAAAUCAAUGGAACCGAAGCUGGGGUGACGAUGGUUACUUCAAGAUCAAGAGAGGAACAAACGAAUGUGGCAUCGAACACGGCGUUGUGGCUGGUUUACCUUCAGAUAGAAACGUAUUUAAAGGUAUUACUACCACUUCAGAUGAUCUUCUGGUUUCCUCAUUCUAA